AUGGUUUACGCGCAGGAAGGUUCUCCGCAAGCAAUCGGACAGAACCCCGAUAGCAACGACAAGAGCGACUCCGACGUCACAACUGUCGUCGAGAAUCGAAGUCGAGCUGCAGAGCUCGCACUGGGCGAUGGCAACCCACAAACGACGGUUGAACAUCUAUACCUCACUUUUGAUACCCCGUUACCACUGCCCGUGGGUCUUUCUUCCCCGCAUCCCGGCCAGCCAGCUCCACUGCCAUGCCCAGAUCUUUCGAAGUAUGCCUCGCCAUUCCUUUGGUCUGAGCCGCGAAAGUCGGUCAUCACCUGGAUAUCCUGCGGCGUGACUGCCAUGAGUGCCUACGCUGCUGGAGAAUAUACCCCUCCAGCUGAUGAACUCACUGCCAAGUGGAAUGUGAGCAGGGUCGUUUACAACCUGGGAAUCACGCUCUUUUGCCUCGGGUUCGGGAUUGCGCCAAUGGUCUUGGCUCCGUUCUCAGAGAUCAAUGGCAGAAGGCCAAUAUUUGUGUCUAGUGGUGUUGUUUUCACGGUCUGCCUGAUCGGUUGCGGAGCUACAGAGUCCUUUGCCGGUUUACUUGUCGCACGUUUUUUCUUGGGAAUCGGCGGCUCUACAUUUUCAACAAUGGUCGGGGGAGUCAUCAGUGAUAUAUAUCACGCUGGGGACCGCAAUACUCCCAUGUCAUACUUUUCCGGGUCCGUCCUCUUCGGAACAGGCCUAGGCCCACUCAUUUCCGGCUUUAUCCAGCAUCGAGCAAGCUGGCGAUGGAUCUAUUAUUCUCAGGCUAUUGCCGCGGCAGUUUUCUUGAUCAUACUUUUCUUCUUCCUCAGCGAAACUCGUGGGAGUGUACUUUUGAGCCGCAAGGCAAAAGCAUUGAAUAAGUACUAUGAUGCUCUCGAAGAGGCAGGCUAUUACGGCGUGAUCUUUGAUUCGAGUGAGGCGUCCGAGAAGCAGCAAGUCCAACGGAUCAGAUGGAAGGUCAAAAGCGAUGAGGAGCGCGAGUCUUUGGCUAAGAUGAUAUCAAUCUCAUGCUAUCGGCCAUUUCACCUUCUCUUCACAGAGCCAGUGGUGUUUUUCUUCUCACUCUGGGUUGCGUUCAGCUGGGCGAUUCUUUACCUCAAGUUCAGCGCAGUACCUCUUGUCUUCUCAACAAAUCACGGUUUCAAUGUUGAGCAAAACGGAGCAGUAUUCUCAGCGGUCUCCAUUGCUGCGAUUAUAGGCACGGUGCUAAGCGUAAACCAAGAGAGUGUGGCUGCACGAUUUGGAAAGAUGUCCAGUACACCGGAAGGGCGACUAUACUUCGCGUGUAUCGAGUCGAUAUUGAUGCCAGUGGGCUUGUUCUGGUUUGGAUGGACAUCAUACUCAUCAAUUCCUUGGAUCGUUCCAACUAUUGCCAUCGGAUGUUCGACUAUAGGUAUUUUGUCUAUAUACCUGGCAACCUUCAACUAUCUCGCCGAUACGUACCACCGAUACGCCAGCUCCGCUAUUGCCGCGCAGUCUUUCUGCCGCAACAUCCUUGGAGGAGUCUUUCCGUUGGUCACAAAUGCCAUGUUCACCAACUUGGGGUAUCCAGCCGCCUGCAGCCUUUUGGGAGGAAUUGGCGUUCUUUUGACAAUCGUACCCUGGGUGCUGGUGUUCUUCGGCCCCAGAAUUCGCGCCCGAAGCAAGUUUGCCAGCGAAAUCAUGCACAACCAGUGA
Molecule: messenger RNA, 1692 nt
Organism: Aspergillus mulundensis
Lineage: Eukaryota; Fungi; Ascomycota; Eurotiomycetes; Eurotiales; Aspergillaceae
Product: MFS transporter
Exons: 8
Coding region: 1-1692 (563 amino acids)
Biological process (GO): transmembrane transport
Molecular function (GO): transmembrane transporter activity
Source: RefSeq, a predicted model, not a curated record